This is a messenger RNA of Penicillium brasilianum, 1140 nucleotides long. The record is from the annotation of a GenBank genome assembly. Lineage: Eukaryota; Fungi; Ascomycota; Eurotiomycetes; Eurotiales; Aspergillaceae.
CUCGGAGAAGCGAUGACUAGGUAGAUAGCCCUAUAUAGACCCACCGAGCCAAUGACAUAGUAACCAGACACUUGUCCAUUUGAUACAUCCUCUUUUGCGGUAGAUUCAGCCAUACCAUGUCCCAUUCCGAAAAAGCCAGCCAGGCCCCUCGUGGACGAGGAGCCCUCCACGGUGACCGGAGCGACAAGGGCUCAUCACCCCUUGGCACAGCCAUCUUCGCAGCCCUACGCAUUCUAGAUCCGGUCUUGCAGUAUGGGAUCCUUUUGCCCGGCCCAGGUUCUCUAGCAGCUCCCAUUCUUGGCGUAUUCGGCGGUACUCCAUUACCUCUCGAGUCCCCGCCCGUCGCGCUGGGCCUCUCAUCAUGGCGACUGACUCUGCUGGGUAUGUCACUUCUCGGCAGUUUAAAGGGUAUUUUCUACCUUUUCUACGUAUCCGAAACCAAAAUGCCCGUGAAAACGGCCCUAUUGGUGGGCAUUUUCAAGGCUUUCUCUACAACGGUCAAUUCGCUCAUGUUCUGUGCUGCGGCUACCUCGGCAACAAGCUCCUAUAUUCCUGAUUCCGUCACUGGCUGGCAUCCUAUUCUUUCUAUCGCUUGUGCAAUUUUCACAGUUGGUAUUACUGUGGAGACUGUUUCUGAGCUUCAGCGUAGAUCUUUCAAGAAGGAUCCUAGUGGACGUGGGGUCGGAAAGGUAUACACAGGAGGAUUGUUCCGAGUUGCGCGACAUAUCAACUAUGGCGGAUAUACUAUUUGGAAGGCUGCGGCUGGCCUUGCUGCAUCAGGAUGGGGCUGGGGUGGGCUGACUCUUGUUUGGCUGUUGGCUGAGUUCCGCAGAAGAGGUAUUCCCGCCUUGGAUACUUACUGCGAGAAGAGGUAUGGAGAAGAGUGGGACCAGUUCAAGCGAAGGACUCGGUGGAAAAUGAUUCCAUUUUUGUAUUAGAAUUGAUGAGGAUGGAGAUAUGCACAUGCUCUCUAGAUAGACUAGUUGAGAUGUGGCUGGUGGCUAUUGUCGCCGUAAGCAGUCAAUUUCAAAUAGGAUUAUUCAUAGAGAAACAAAAUGGCGAUAUCGCUCUUCAGCAGCCAGGAAUACGAAGUUAAUUUACGCCGAGACUACAGUCAGCUCGUAUAGGAUCUACAACGAG